UGGGAACCGGUCAGACUGGUGGGGGUGGGAGGCAGGGGGCCCACAGCCCUAAGGGAGAGGCUUGGAGAGAGGCGGAGACCAGGUUGGUUGGGCUGGUCCUGGUGUGGCAUCAGACUCUCCCCAGACUCUCUGUGCCUCUCUGGGAGUCGGUCUCCACUCUGGUCCUCGUCUAGCUCGAGGCCAGGUGACCUCUGCUAGCCCCUCCCAAUCUUGAGGGGCACGAGACCCUCUUACCCAGCUCCUCAGCCGGACCCUCCGAGGGUCCUAGCGCACGUCAGACCACUUUGCCUCUGGGACUAGGCUUGGGAGUAACGUGCUCCCGUGCCCUCUCCGCACCGCGCGGCGCGCUCGCCAUGGCUCUCCCCCGGGCUCUUGUGCUCUGGCUGCUGCUCGCGGCCACGGCUGUAUCGAUGAGCUGGGCUGGGAAAGCGUGUAUCUGUGAAACAAAUAAGCUAACAAACUGCACUGAAAUCUCACCUGAUGAGUGCCAAUGUCAGGCUAUUGGUUCACCAAAUAUAGUCACCUGUUCAACACUGGCUACAAAAUGUUUGUUGAUGAAGGCAGAAAUGACUAAUUCAAAGAGUGGGCGGAGAAAAAGACCAGAAGGAUCUUUUAAAGAUAAUGAUGGACUAUAUGAUCCUGAUUGCGAUACACAUGGUCACUUCAAACCUCGCCAAUGUAAUGGCACUGCCCUUUGCUGGUGUGUGAAUACAGCUGGAGUAAGAAGAACAGAUAAGGAUACUGAAAUAUCAUGCAGUGAACUAGUAAGAACAUAUUGGAUUGGCAUUGAACUGAAACACAAAACAAGAGAGAAACCUUUUGAUAGUACCAUCUUAAAAAAUGCUCUCAUAAAGGAAUUUGAGCAUCGUUAUCAACUGAACCAGAAAUAUAUCAAAGAAAUUACGUAUGAGAAUGAUAUUAUCACUAUUGAACUGAUGCAAAAUGGUACCGAAAAGAGAUCCAAUGAUGUGGACAUAGUUGACGUGGCUUAUUAUUUUGAGAAAGAUGUAAAAGGCGAAUCUCUCUUUUAUUCCAGUAAACUUAAUCUUGACAUAAAUGGUGAAAUGCUUGACCUGGAUCCUGCUCAAACUUUAAUCUAUUAUCUGGAUGAAAAGGCACCUGAAUUUUCAAUGCAAGGACUACAAGCUGGUAUUAUUGCUGUCAUAGUAGUUGUCGUUCUAGCACUUGUAGCUGGCAUUGUUGUGUUGGUUAUGUCCAGGAAGAAAAGGAAGACAAAAUAUGAGAAAGCUGAAAUAAAGGAGAUGGGUGAAUUUCACAGAGAACCUUCCGCAUAACUGCCAAAAUGGGAAGAUAUCAAGAAGAAAAAAUAGAUCUUGACGCUGUAUGUGUGGCCAUGGAAAAAAGGAAAUCUUUCCAGAUUAAUAAUGUUGCUAGGAUCUAUUAUAACCUAGGGUUCAGAAAUGCAGAAUGAGCGUAGAUUGUUAAGAAGUGGGAUUUAUUUAUUACUCAAGAUAUGAGUAAUUCAAAAAUUUUGGCUAUCCAUAUCUUAAAAAGUUGAGCCACUACAAAUUAUUCAAAUAUACAUUUUCUUACUCAAAAACUAGACAACAGGAGUUUAAGCAGAUGUGCUUAUAUGAUAUGAAAAUUAAUACUUUAAAUAUAUUUCCAUGAUAGGAUUUUAAUUUCACACUUUUAUUUGUAAAUGAAAGCUUAACUUUUGGUAAUGUUUUUUGUUUGUCUUGUAUAUAUUUUUUGUUUUUAAUUUCCUUAGUUUUUUUAUGAACCAUAAGAUAAACAAAGUUGUUCAAAAUUGAAUAUCCCAUUUUUUUAUUUAUCUGAAAUCAAGGUAUCAAUUUCUACAAAGUACCAAUCAAUCUUAAGCUACUGGAUAAUUUGUAAUAUUCAGACAUCUGAAUGUCAGAAAUGAAUGAUAUGUUUCAUGGACAAA
Molecule: messenger RNA, 1909 nt
Organism: Sarcophilus harrisii (Tasmanian devil)
Lineage: Eukaryota; Metazoa; Chordata; Mammalia; Dasyuromorphia; Dasyuridae
Gene: EPCAM
Product: epithelial cell adhesion molecule
Exons: 9
Coding region: 354-1295 (313 amino acids)
Cellular component (GO): bicellular tight junction; membrane
Molecular function (GO): cadherin binding involved in cell-cell adhesion
Source: RefSeq, a predicted model, not a curated record